AUGGUGAUCCAGUAUCUGGAGACAGCAUCCUAUUACACUAGCUUCCUGGUGUUGAGGGACUCUGCCUCCCAGCCCAUCCUGCUGUGUGUGUCCACUGGAGGAAAGAGUGGAGAUGUCAGAGACGACCCCAUACAACGCACUGGUGAAGCUUAUCAGCUAUCUCAGUCAUAUUUAGGCUUCUCUGAUCUGGCCCAGUUAGUGGUCUUCUAUUCUCUGAGCAGGGACGUGUUGCCAGUAUGUCUGUUCAUCCCUCCGUGGCUCUACAGUCUAACAGAUCAGCCACAGUCCCAGCUGGGUCCCAAGUCCUGGCUGUGUCCCACCUUUGACCUUCAGUCUGAUCACAUGACUCAGAGGGCUCCUGAUACUGCCAUGUGCACCAUACAGCUGACAGCAGCCAAUGAUGCUCUGUGCAUCAUCAACCCACUCUAUCUCCAUGAGCAUGGCGCUGACUGGCUGACGCAUCAACCAACCAGCCCACAUCGAAUUAAUCGGCAAGCCAAUUAUAGGCGUGAGAGACGACUGAGUACAACAAGACCUUGGUCAGGGGCGGGCCUUCUUACUAAGAAAGCUAUCUCAUUGGAGCAGGAGCCCUGCAGCUCCAGUCCUGAUAAUCCAGGGUCUCCUGUAGUCCAGGCUGCCCCGUCUCCCCCCACCCCAACAGGAGGGGUGGUUCUGAGGAGGCCCAGUAGGGAUGCUUCCAUUGAGUCACUCCACAGAACAGGAAGCCAGGACCGCACUAACACCCCCAGGCCCCCCUCAGACCCCAAGCCCCUGUUCAGCCCUGCCCCUCAGUCCCCUCACAGUGUGUCCUGGAUUGAGGACAGGGUAUGGCUCUCCCAACCGCCACCCCCCUCCCUCCUCCGCCCCACCUCCCUUGAGCUGGACUCGCUGUCAAUCAGCAGCAUGGAGGAGGAGCCGGAGUCGGUCCCCAGCCCCUCCCACUCCCCCCACCCCUCACAUCGGUUGGCCAACAAGGUGAUGCACCGCCUCUCGGCUGUGGGUCUGGCCAUUGGUGGGCUGGGGUCUCCACAGAAGAGGCUGACCAAGCGGGUGCAGGAGCUCAGCAAGCGGAGGGGCGGUUUGUUUGCCGAGGCAGUGCUGGGAUUCGUUGAGAUGACCCUGGGGGCUGGGUUUAUCCCUGGAAUGACAGGUGCAGACCUGCUUCAGGAGGUGCGUACGGCUCUCACUGCCCUGAGAGAGACACUGCUGGACUGUCCUGAGAUACACAUCCUCAUAGACAGUAUGGCCGACACAGCCGACGAGGAGCUGGACACCAUACUGGAGCUCUCUCUACACAAGGUGGCCCUGAAGCCUGUGAGCGCCCACCUGUACACCUGCCUCCAGAGCUGUCAAGACCACGAAGGUAGCCUGCGGAAGCUGAGGGAGAACCAGCAGGUCCUGGAGGGCCGGGGGGUGGAGGAGCUGGAAGGGACGCCUGGGGUUGGGGUCCCUGACCCAGUCACCCUGGAGAAGAUCCAGCAGAGGUGGUCAGCCAUGCACCAGUCCUACUCCCCCAGCAGGAAGGUCCAUAUCCUGCUCAAGGUCUGCAAGACCAUCUACCACAGCAUGACGGCCAAUGCCAACCCAGGUGUAGUGUAUGGGGCUGAUGACUUCCUGCCCUGUCUGACCUGGGUGCUUCUGCGUAGUGAUGUGGUCACUCUGCAGCUGGACACUGACUACAUGAUGGAGCUACUGGACCCCACACAGCUGCAGGGAGAGGGAGGUUACUACUUGACGUCCCUGUACGCCUCUCUCUUCUACAUCAGCAGCUUCCGCCCUCGUCUUGCCACACGCCAGCUCAACACUGAGGCCCAGCAAUCCCUGAGCCAUUGGCAUCGCAGGCGCACCCUGCACUGCAACCAAUCACGACGCAGCACGAAUCGGAGGACCCUCCAGAGACCUGGGCACGGCCAGAAGGGCAGGGAAAACUCCAGUGAUGCAGAGACUGAAACUGGCACAGGAAGUGUAACUGACGCCCCACCGUCGCCCUCUAGUGGUGUGGCCAAGGCACUGCACAUAACCUCAGAGGUGGUGGUAGCGGUGAGGGAGGCAGAGGGCAGCAGAGCACAAGGCCAAGGAUCCCCAGCUGCACAACUCCAGGCCUCACCUCGGAAGGAGAGACGGACUACAGUACAAGAGUUGGACGGACAUCCAGCAGGGAGUGAGGUGGACUAGGAGGGAGGGGUCAGACCUCCUAGUCCUAGUGUGUGGUAAAGGGUUUAGAGAGUGAGGAAGGGCAGGUUAGUCUCCACAGGGUUCAUGAGGCACAGCGCCAGGCCAGCAGAGCUAGAAGACCGGACAGACACACAGAUGGGUCAGCAGAGGUCAGAGUGGACUGGGCUGCCAGUGGGAGACUUAUACCAGAAGGAUGACACAGAGGAGCCAGUCUGUCUAGAACCCUGGGCUUUGCCGCAAGCACUUACAGUGGGCUCCAAAAUUACUGGCACCCCUGA
Molecule: messenger RNA, 2453 nt
Organism: Coregonus clupeaformis (lake whitefish)
Lineage: Eukaryota; Metazoa; Chordata; Actinopteri; Salmoniformes; Salmonidae
Product: ras and Rab interactor 2-like
Exons: 10
Coding region: 1-2175 (724 amino acids)
Biological process (GO): vesicle-mediated transport
Cellular component (GO): cytosol; endocytic vesicle
Molecular function (GO): small GTPase binding; guanyl-nucleotide exchange factor activity
Source: RefSeq, a predicted model, not a curated record